This is a messenger RNA of Hirsutella rhossiliensis, 525 nucleotides long. Its product is annotated as CHCH domain-containing protein. The record is from RefSeq and is a predicted model, not a curated record. NCBI's taxonomy places the organism in Eukaryota, Fungi, Ascomycota, Sordariomycetes, Hypocreales, Ophiocordycipitaceae. Bases 1 to 525 code for a protein of 174 amino acids. Gene Ontology annotation, biological process: mitochondrial electron transport, NADH to ubiquinone. The transcript has 4 exons.
AUGGCAGCCCGACGUGCUCAGUUCCACCAGCAGCUCCUCAUCGACACCACGCCGCUCCCCGACGAUGUCCCCGCCGUCAAGGAGAUUGGCGCCAGCUCGGCGCCGCUGCUGUCGGCCUCAUUCUUCAUCGGGGCGCGGUGUCGUGACUACAACGACGACUACAUGCAGUGCAAGACGGAGAAGCCCGGCCGAGGAGAGUUUGAGUGCAUGAAAGAGGGCCGACGGGUCACGCGCUGUGCCCAGAGUGUCAUCCAGGACAUCAACACGCACUGCCUCGCCGAGUUCCGCAAGCACUGGGAAUGUCUCGACGACCGCAACCAUCAGCUCUGGCAGUGUCGCCCGGCUGAAUGGAAGCUCAACAAAUGCGUCUUUGACAACAUAAAGCUGGAGAAGAAGAUUCCGGAUCAGCCGCCCAACGUCGUCCCCGUCGAGCUACGGCCGAAACAGAUCUUUGCCGACGUGCGCAUCGGGCCGGGCGACGGGAAGCCGUUUGCCCCGGGUCAGCAGAACGAGGCGAAGCAGUGA